This is a messenger RNA of Symbiodinium natans, 405 nucleotides long. Lineage: Eukaryota; Dinophyceae; Suessiales; Symbiodiniaceae. The record is from the annotation of a GenBank genome assembly.
AUGGUCGACACAGGGCCGAACGCCCCUCUCGCCUCGUCUUCUCCGUUACUUCGAGUGCUCCUCGUCUCCAUUGCUGGCAGCCGGGCUCCGAGGUUCCUCUUCGACGUCUUCGCUGCGAGCUGGACACCGCAAGGCGCUCGUUGUGACCUUCCUCGACAUCUUCGAUCAUCCUCGUGCUCUUUUGCCAUCCUCUUCAACAUCUUCGAGCACAUCGGCAGGUGGGCCACGCGUCGCGGGGCGCCGGCCAGGGCGCUCGAAAGAUUACAGGCCUUCGUCUUCGCGGAGUCUCUUCUGCGUGGUCUUUGCAGUGAUGUCGGUCGUGCUGCGGUCGUCUUGUGGAGCACUUCGCGAGGCCGCGCCGAGUCAUCAGCAGCCAUAGCUGAGACCUUGGCCAAGUUGAUCUAG